This is a messenger RNA of Bacillus rossius redtenbacheri, 375 nucleotides long. RefSeq lists its product as uncharacterized. NCBI's taxonomy places the organism in Eukaryota, Metazoa, Arthropoda, Insecta, Phasmatodea, Bacillidae. The coding region runs from base 1 to 375 and encodes 124 amino acids. The record is from RefSeq and is a predicted model, not a curated record. The transcript is spliced from 2 exons.
AUGGCUGUUCUGAGGUAUGUGUGGUUCCCGGAGAACACCGGCGCGCCGCGGGCAGCCGGCGGGACUAACGGCACCGCGGCUCUGGACGGCGGACUGCAGGACCUGUGCCCCAGUUUCACCGGCCUCUCGGUGGAGGAGUGGAGGAGUGGAGGAGUGGAGGAGUGGAGGAGUGGAGGAGUGGAGGAGUGGAGGAGUGGAGGAGUGGAGGAGUGGAGGAGUGGAGGAGUGGAGGAGUGGAGGAGUGGAGGAGUGGAGGAGUGGAGGAGUGGAGGAGUGGAGGAGUGGAGGAGUGGAGGAGUGGAGGAGUGGAGGAGUGGAGGAGUGAAGGAGCGCUGCGUGUGUUGCAGGGCCCAGACACGUGACUGCACCACGUGA